UCGCCGAGCCUAUCACACACGGGUACAGAUUACACAACCCAAUCAAGAAUCACCGCACGCUUGCUCUGCUCCUCCUCCGCGGAGUAAUUCCGACGAACACCUCGCUCGCGCGCGCUCCCGCAGCACCCGCGGCCUUGUCCGCUCGAAUGGCGUAACGGGAGUACGGGACCAGCGUCACGAGAGCGCGUGGGCGUGGCAAUGGCUGCCGUGGCUUCUCUCUGCCCCUUAUCCGUCGCCUCCCUCCCGCUCUCUCACUCCUGCUGCUUCAGGAGCCCCGAUUAUUGGAGCCGCUUCGCCGCGACCGCGAGCAAUGGCUGUGGCUGUGCGGUUCUUUCCACCAGGGGCUACGCGAGGUCACGGUCGCGGUGGAGGAGCCCGGUUCGCGCCGCCAAGAUGGACGAGGCGGACAAGAACAAGGGCGCCGGUCUGGGGUUCCGCCCUCCCGACCGCAAGAAGCUGCGCUUGAGGCUGCGGUCGCGGUUGCGCCUGCUGUGGUGGCGGCUCCGGCGGCUGUCGCCGCGGGACCUCGCGGGCGACGCCGGGGCCGCGUUGCGGCGCGCCGUCCGCCGCGUGCCUCCCGCGGCCGCGGCGCCGGUCCUCCUGGCGGUUCUCCUCUUCGCUGCGCGGCUCGCGCUGCCCAAGAACGCGGCCCGGGAGGUGGCCUACUCGGACCUCGUGGCGGGGCUCCGCGAGGGCGCCGUGGCCGCCGUCGCGUUCGAGGAGGACUCGCGCCGCAUCUACUUCAGCAAGAAGGCCGGGGACGAUGGCGCCGACGCGAGCGAGGCCGGUGAGAGGGCCGCGGCGGCUGCGGCGAAGUGGCCGCACUACGCGCGGAGGGUGCCGCACGACGAGGGGUUCCUGCUAGGCCUGAUGCGGGAGAGCGGGGUGGACUACAGGUCCGCGCCGCGGCCGGCGGGUAGGCUGCUGGUGGACAUGCUGAGCACGCUGCUCACGCUGUGGGUCUCGCUGCUGCCGAUGAUGUGGUUCAUACAGAGGCAGAUGUCGGCUGGGGGCGGCGCAGAGAAGAGGCGUAGGCCGAGGAAGCAGAGAGUGUUAUUUGAUGAUGUCCAGGGCGUCGAUGAAGCGAAGGAGGAGCUUGUCGAGAUAGUGAGCUGUUUGCAUGGUUCACUGAACUACAAGAAGCUUGGAGCAAAAUUGCCCAGGGGGGUUCUGCUUGUUGGCCCUCCAGGAACCGGGAAGACUCUGCUGGCAAGGGCAGUUGCAGGAGAGGCUGGGAUUCCAUUUUUCUCUGUUUCUGCUAGCGAAUUUGUUGAAGUUUUUGUUGGAAGAGGUGCAGCCCGGGUCAGAGAUUUGUUCAAGGAGGCCAAAGAAGCUGCUCCGUCAAUCAUUUUUAUUGAUGAACUUGAUGCCGUGGGUGGAAGUCGAGGUAGAAGUUUUAACGAUGAGAGGGACCAAACUCUAAAUCAGCUUCUUACCGAAAUGGAUGGUUUUGACUCGGACAUGAAAGUUAUCGUCAUGGCUGCUACUAACAGGCCAAAAGCACUUGAUGCUGCUCUUUGUCGGCCUGGCCGCUUCUCCAGGAAGGUUGUUGUUGGGGUGCCUGAUUUGGAGGGCCGCAAAAAUAUUUUGGCUGUUCAUCUAAGGGAAAUUCCUUUGGAAGAGGAUCCUGAAAUAAUUUGUGAUCUGGUUGCUAAUGUAACCCCAGGAAUGGUUGGCGCAGAUCUAGCAAACAUUGUUAAUGAGUCUGCCUUACUAGCUGCACGAAGAGGUGGGAAUACUGUGGCUCGGGAGGAUAUCAUGGAUGCAAUUGAGAGGGAGAAAUAUGGGGUCAACGGUAGACAAGAAAAUGAUGAUUCUGAAAGGCAAGGCCUCACCAGAUUAUUUCCAUGGCUACCUAAACCUGGAAAUAAACCAUCAAGCCCUGAUGAUUUUCGAGGACUGAUGGGUUAUCAUACGUUAAGCUAACUUGAGCCUUUUCAAGAACCGAGAAGGGAUAUAAACUGCAAGACUAAAAGUGGUGCUGAAAUCGUCCAUGUACCUGGGAAACUGUUGCCUAUAGUUGUAUAGCAGCAAACAUACAUCUCCACAGUAUCUGUGAAGGAUGUUGCACUCAGUGACUUUAGGUAUUUUCAGAAGAAAGUUGUUACAAAUUACAAGAGGAAAGCUUGUGAAAUACAGAGUUGCAAAAAAUUUCCUAGCUUAGAUCAGUCGCUCCGUAAUUUUGAAGAAACAUCGCUCUGGUUUUCUCACAUAGCCUGCAUUGUUAAUAGAGAAUUUAAAAUAGUUUGCAAACUGGUUGCACUUCGACUACUGUACACGAAUCAGUCAUUCAUCUCAUUCUUACCAACAAGAAGUCUGGAAGUUCUGCUGGAGUUGGAUCUGCAACGAUGUGCAAGCAGAAAUACUCAGCUCAGCAUCAUAUUUCAUAAUUCACAUUGUGCGACUUCUUUUUUUCAUGUUAACUUGCACUACUUUUAUUCUGUAUAUUUACUGAAUCACAGUCAAGAACAGAUUGUGUAGCUUUGGCAGUUUCAAAUGUGAAAUUGCUCAAUCUGUCAACAUA
Phragmites australis (common reed) is the source of this 2524-nucleotide messenger RNA. RefSeq names its product probable inactive ATP-dependent zinc metalloprotease FTSHI 3, chloroplastic. Gene Ontology annotation, molecular function: ATP-dependent peptidase activity; ATP binding; ATP hydrolysis activity. Bases 199 to 1926 code for a protein of 575 amino acids. NCBI's taxonomy places the organism in Eukaryota, Viridiplantae, Streptophyta, Magnoliopsida, Poales, Poaceae. Gene Ontology annotation, biological process: proteolysis. Gene Ontology annotation, cellular component: chloroplast thylakoid. The record is from RefSeq and is a predicted model, not a curated record. The transcript is spliced from 5 exons.